AUGGCAUUUCUUUUGGCGGUGCUCUGGUGUACCUUGUUUUGGCUAAAAUGUUCCGCUGCUCCCUUUGCUACAACACAACCCAACUACAACAAACAAACUGGAGAUUAUUGGGCAGAUUACUACAGCACCACUGCGUCAGCUGCCUACAACCAUCCAACCAAAGGUUAUUGGGCAAACAGCCAUCGUAGCACAGCGUCACCUGGAUAUAAAGGACAUACAGAGGAUUAUUGGCUGAAGUACUACCACACAGAUGCUCCAAAACAAAACCAAGAAACGCAAUAUUACGGUUCGAAAUAUUAUCAAACAGACUCACUUGGGUAUUACGGUGGAACUGAAGACUAUUGGGCUAAAUAUUAUCAAACAUGUUUGACGCACCAGAACAAAACCAAGGGACUGAAGAAUACUGGUCAAGAUAUCAUCAAACUGGUCGGUUCUUAUUACGUCGUUCCCAAUUUGAAUUUUUAUUCGCAAUUGAAUAUUUACCAGAUAACAGCGUUGGAACUGAAAACUAUUGGGCCAAAUAUCACCAAACUGGUCUGGAUAGCUAUCUUUUCAAAACAUGAUAUCUCAUUAAAAAUAAUUUAUUCAGCAUUGCCUGAUUAUGAUACUGUGACAGCCGAUUAUUGGGCUAAUUAUCAACAAACAGGAGAGAAUGACUACGAUUCUCAAACAGGUUGA
Molecule: messenger RNA, 678 nt
Organism: Helobdella robusta
Lineage: Eukaryota; Metazoa; Annelida; Clitellata; Rhynchobdellida; Glossiphoniidae
Exons: 10
Coding region: 1-678 (225 amino acids)
Source: RefSeq, a predicted model, not a curated record